GGGCUGCCCAUGUGAGCCCCGGCCCAUGCUGCCGUCGUCUGCGCUUGAGCUGGCGCUCAUCCGAUCGAGGCUGUCCGAAGCCUGCCUCUGCCCUCCUUCCCCGCCUCCUUUGACCAUUUGCCACAAUGCUGCUUUGGUGCGCUCUGCGUCCUCGCCUUGCGAGCGACGGUAUGCAUGUCGCCAGGCAGCUGUCCGCAUCGACGCCGCUGGCCCAUCGCCGAUUUGCUUCGUCAGAAACCCGCAAGCCUCUGCGUUGUCUGAUCAUGGGCUGUCCGGGCUCUGGAAAGGGAACCCAAACGAAAUACACCACCCGAACCUUCCCGAUCGUGGCGCUGUCGUCAGGCGAUCUGUUGCGACGACACAUUUUCGAGAACACCAGCAUCGGCCAGAUCGCAGCCAACAUCAUCAAGACAGGCGGUCUUGUCGGCGACGAUGUGAUCAACGAGUUGAUGUUUGAGGAAAUCGACCGCCUCAAGGACCAGAACUGGAUGCUGGACGGGUUUCCAAGAACCAUCAGCCAAGCACAGCUGCUGGAUGCCCAUCUUCAGGCAACGGGACAGCCGCUGGACGUCGUCAUCAACCUGGAUGUCCCGGAAGAAGUGAUUCUGCAACGAGUUAUAGAUCGCUGGGUUCAUGGACCAAGUGGACGAACCUACAAUUUGAGCUACAACCCACCCAAGAGAGAGGGCCUCGAUGAUGUGACGGGCGAGCCCCUUACCAAGCGCCCGGACGACAACAUUGAAACGUUCAAGAUCCGGUUGGAAAAGUACCACGAACUGACCCAGCCCCUGAUCGAGUACUACCAGCGCCAAGGAACGCUCAAGACCUUCUUCGGCCGCACCUCGGACGAGAUCCAGCCCCACGUCGAGAAGCUUCUCCUCGAGAUGGGACUCAGCAAGAAGUUGGCAUGAUGACUUUACAAGUCAUGCUCCCCGACCAACCAAGGACGACACCACCCUGCAUGGUAGCGAGCGAGGUGUGCUAGUGAAUCGCGAUGAAUACAUGCUGUCUCAAGAAGAGCAACCCCAC
Polychytrium aggregatum is the source of this 1029-nucleotide messenger RNA. RefSeq names its product adenylate kinase. Gene Ontology annotation, molecular function: ATP binding; AMP kinase activity. Gene Ontology annotation, cellular component: mitochondrion; cytoplasm. The transcript is spliced from 8 exons. The coding region runs from base 126 to 911 and encodes 261 amino acids. Gene Ontology annotation, biological process: nucleobase-containing compound metabolic process. The record is from RefSeq and is a predicted model, not a curated record. Lineage: Eukaryota; Fungi; Chytridiomycota; Chytridiomycetes; Polychytriales.